GGGCCACGCGGAGCACGCGGCGCGCAGGCCCAAGCCGCCAUGGCGGCGCCGGGAGAGGGGAGCGCGAGCGGCGUUAGCGCGGCCCGGGCCCAGUGCCCCGCUUCCCCGCAGGGCGGCCCGGGGCCGGCGGGGCGGGAGCCGCGGCUGCGGGACACCCCCGAGGACAUCUGCUUCGAGGCGACGGCCAACGCCAUCGCCCUGCACCCGGCCCGGCCUCUGCUGGCGGCGGGGGACGUGGACGGCGACGUCUACCUGUACUCGUACUCCUGCACCGAGGGGGAGAACCGGCAGCUCUGGUCUUCGGGGCAUCACCUCAAGUCGUGCCGCGACGUGGCCUUCUCCCAGGACGGGCAGAAGCUUUUCACCGUGUCCAAGGACAAGUCCAUCCACAUGCUGACGGUGGAGGAAGGACGGCUGGAAACGCGCUUCCCCAAAGCCCACGGCUCGGCCCUCAACUGCGUGCUGCCCAUUGAUAACCACGUCUUUGCCACGGGUGAUGAUGCUGGCGCGCUGAAGGUGUGGGACCUGCGCAAGGGGGAUGCCAUCUUGGAGGCCCGUCAGCAGGAGGAGUACAUCAGCGCCAUGGCUGUGGAUGGGAAUGGGAAGAUCCUGCUGACCGCCAGCGGUGAUGGCACCCUGGGCGUCUUCAACGUGAAGAGGCGGCGCUUUGAGCUGCUCUCAGAGCCACAGAAUGGGGACCUGACAUCUGUCGUGCUGCUGAAGAGGGGGAAGAAAGUGGCAUGUGGCUCCAGUGAAGGCACCAUCUACCUCUUCAACUGGGACGGCUUUGGGGCUGCCAGUGACCGCUUCGCUCUGAGGGCCGAGUCUGUUGACUGCAUGGUCCCAAUCACAGACAGCAUCGUCUGCGUGGGGUCCCUGGAUGGAGUCAUCAGGCCCUGCAGGGUCCCCACCAGCCCCCCUGUCCCCAGGGCAGUGAAUGUCCUGCCGAACCGGGUGCUGGGCUGUGUUGGGCAGCACCUGGGGGAGCCCAUCGAGCAGCUGGCGGUGGCCCCGGGUGGGCAGCUCCUGGCCAGCUGCGCCCAUGACCAGAAGGUCAAGUUCUGGGACGUCUCAGCCCUGGGAGGGCUGGUGGUGGACGACUACCGAAAGAAGAAGAAGAAGGGAGGGCCGCUGCGGGCCCUCAGCAGCAAAGCGGUGGGUGGUGGGGAGGACUUCUUCGCCGACCUGCAGGAUGAGGCCGGGCCAGAGGCAGCAGCAGCAGGGACCGACAGUGAUGGUGACAGUGACUGAGGGGCCGGGGAUGCCCUGGGAGCAGGGCACAGCCGUGUGGGUGGGCGCUGCCACCACUGUCUGCAGGUGGGGGGGUUGCCCCACCGUGGGUCCCUGGUACCACCAGGGUGGGCAGCACAUACGGGGUGUCAGACACCUGGGGGGAAAGAAUGCGGGGGUGGCCCCAGGAUGGGGGGCAGGCUGGGAAUGGUAUGGCUGAGGGUCCCAGGGGAGGGGGGGUGUUUCUGACAUAGGGGAGACCCCAGUAUGUGGGAGGUCCUUGGUGGGAGGACUUGGCUGGGGGUUCCUGGUGAGAGGCACUGGCAGGGGGUCGUGGCUGACGGUCCUUGGGGUGGAGGGGGCCCAGGGAUGGGGG
Molecule: messenger RNA, 1606 nt
Organism: Falco peregrinus (peregrine falcon)
Lineage: Eukaryota; Metazoa; Chordata; Aves; Falconiformes; Falconidae
Gene: WDR55
Product: WD repeat domain 55
Exons: 7
Coding region: 40-1251 (403 amino acids)
Molecular function (GO): protein binding
Source: RefSeq, a predicted model, not a curated record